ACCGUGUCGUCCUCACACCUGACAGAAGCCACCAAUCAAGCCGCCCCCUGAGCUGACAGUUGACGGCCAUGGCGUCAGCGCCGGGCGCACCGGGCAGGUCCCUCCUCGUCCUCGUCUCCCUCGUCACGGUGGUCCUCGUCCUCGUCUCCGCCGUAGAGUGCUACGACGGCCACCAUGCUGCCGCAGCGCGCUCAGCCGUGGCGCGCCGCUCCCGCCUUGCGAUGGGGACGCGGCACGUGCGCCACCGCCGGACCGCGACGCCGCACCGGUACGUCCUCGCGGAGAAGAGCAACGCGACCGGCGGCGGCAGCGCCAAGAACCGCAGCUCUCCAGCAGCCUCAAACAAUGCCACCUCGCCGACGCCGGCGCCGGCGCCUCCGGCCGAGCCGAGCAAGCACCACCGCAACCACAGGCACCGCGUCCGCAACUGGAUCAUCGGCUUCGUCGUCGGGUCCCUCGCCGGCGUCAUCUCGGGGCUGGUCCUGUCCGUGCUGUUCCGUCUAGUGCUCAACUGCAUCCGCGGGCGGUACGGGUCGCGGUCCGGCGUCACGAUCUUCACCCCGAAGCUGAUCAGGCGCGCCGAGCACCUGGCGUUCCUGGAGAAGGACGACGGGCUGGCGUCGCUGGCCGUGAUUGGUCGCGGAGGGUGCGGCGAGGUCUACAUGGCGCAGCUCCCCGCGGAGCGCGAGGGCGCGGAGCCCCGGUUCAUCGCCAUCAAGAAGAUCAAUAUCAAGAAGAGCGCCGACACGCCCAACAACCUGAGCGACGAGGAGAGCCGGCAGCUGGACAAGCAGUCGCGGCAGAUCCAGUCGGAGAUCCGGACCGUCGGCCACAUCCGCCACCGCAACCUCCUCCCGCUGGCGGCGCACGUCCCCCGCCCCGACUGCCACUACCUGGUAUACGAGUACAUGAAGAACGGCAGCCUGCACCACGCGCUCAAGGGCGGCGGAGACGGCGUGGCGGCGCUCUCGUGGCCGGCGCGGCUCCGCGUGGCGGUGGGCGUGGCGGCGGGGCUGGAGUACCUGCACGUCUCCCACCACCCGCAGAUCAUCCACCGCGACCUGAAGCCGGCCAACAUCCUCCUCGACGACGACCUGGAGCCGCGCAUCGCCGACUUCGGGCUCGCCAAGGCGAUGCCCGACGCGCACACGCACGUGACGGCGUCCCACGUCGCCGGCACGCUGGGGUACAUCGCGCCCGAGUACCACGGGACGUUCAAGUUCACGGCCAGGUGCGACGUGUACAGCUUCGGGGUGAUCCUGGCGGUGCUGGCGACGGGGAAGGAGCCGUCGGACCCGUUCUUCACGCAGACCGAGGAGGUGGUCGGGCUGGUCAAGUGGCUCCGCCGCGUGAUGCUGGCCGGGAACCACGCCGAGGCCAUCGACCCGGCCAUCGCCGGCGCCGAGAACGAGGAGCAGAUCGUGCUGGUGCUGCGCAUCGCCAUGUUCUGCACCGCCGACGACCCCAAGGAGCGGCCCAGCGCCAAGGAGGUCCGCUGCAUGCUGUCGCAGAUCAGGAUUCAGCAGGACCUAGUGUGACUAACCUCUGCAACCGUAGCAAUAAUUCUGUGUUGUGGAAAGUGUCGAUGGUAGUAGCUAGUGCUGGGUCAAGUCAGUGGCGUCAACUGUCAGGUGGGCCCGGCAGACUAGGACCGGGUCUUGAUAUACCAGACCAGGGUAGAUCAGAGAGAGAGAGAGAAUGAAAGGUUAUCCAGCGCAGGCGUUGGAUAUUCCGCGAUCGCUUCGUACUUUCAGUGUGCCGUGAUGCUUGCGAGUUGCGAGCUUUAUUUACGAUGGAUAUAUAUACCGGUAAUUUUUCGCGUGGUCAUUUGAACCUUUGCUCCCGA
This is a messenger RNA of Panicum hallii, 1846 nucleotides long. RefSeq names its product leucine-rich repeat receptor-like serine/threonine/tyrosine-protein kinase SOBIR1. The transcript has a single exon. The record is from RefSeq and is a predicted model, not a curated record. Gene Ontology annotation, molecular function: protein kinase activity; ATP binding. The coding region runs from base 69 to 1538 and encodes 489 amino acids. Gene Ontology annotation, biological process: protein phosphorylation. Lineage: Eukaryota; Viridiplantae; Streptophyta; Magnoliopsida; Poales; Poaceae.